AUGCUUCGACAUGCCAUCUUCCUCUUGAUGCUCAGUUACGCUCUACAAAUCUACGCAAGUCCUUAUAAAGUAAAAGACAAAGUCACAUUCACUCCUAGCGAACGGCUUGAAAAUUCUGAAAACAGCAUCGUUGUGGACAAAUCAGUAGAUGGAAACCAAUCGAAUUUAGGCAGUGAUUGGCCUGAUGGAGAAUACUGUAUAAUGCCUGGACCAUCCCUCAGGUGUCCUGCUGGCUUUCAAAUGGAUUUCGUGUCUCUUGCUGUUCCAAUGAACUUUGGGCUUCGAGAAUUAUAUACUGAUAGAGGUAAGGAGGUGCCGUACAUCGAGCUGGGUCGCUUUGGUGGAUUGAAUCUCGAGUUGAGAGAAUACGAUCAGGCGUAUAUACUUCGUCUCACUGCGUGCUGUAAAUCCUCAUAA
Angiostrongylus costaricensis is the source of this 417-nucleotide messenger RNA. The record is from the annotation of a GenBank genome assembly. Lineage: Eukaryota; Metazoa; Nematoda; Chromadorea; Rhabditida; Metastrongylidae.